This is a messenger RNA of Rosa chinensis, 2237 nucleotides long. RefSeq names its product G-type lectin S-receptor-like serine/threonine-protein kinase LECRK3. The record is from RefSeq and is a predicted model, not a curated record. Gene Ontology annotation, biological process: protein phosphorylation. Lineage: Eukaryota; Viridiplantae; Streptophyta; Magnoliopsida; Rosales; Rosaceae. The transcript has a single exon. The coding region runs from base 1165 to 2091 and encodes 308 amino acids. Gene Ontology annotation, molecular function: protein kinase activity; ATP binding.
AUGAUCAGGGUCCAGAUCCUCGGAAGCCCAAACUACAAAAAUUGACAAGCUGCCAUAAAAAGCAAAAGGCCCAACUUCACAGACCCAAUAAAGUAAAUCCAAUAGGCUUUCUCCACUGUCAUUAGUUGCCGGUUUAUUCAGACUUCAGAGUUUAGACUUCAGCGAAAACCGAAGUUACGUUCUUUAUUUCACCGGAGAAACCAGAAUGGGAGAGAAGACUCUUCUCUUCCAUUACUCUCUUGCACCAUUGCAAUGGACUCCGGUUAGCUAUCAAUUCAUAUUCUUUAUUUCAUUGUCUUUACUAUCUUGAAUUAACUAAACCAAAGAUAACAACUUUAGAGCUUCAUGCUUAUUGGGUAUUUGAUUUUCUUGGUAUUAAUGGGUUUUGUGGUGAUAUUUGAAGAAGGGUAAGAUAGCUGUGAGCUGGGUUUAGGAUGAGUUUUGGUUUUGGGUUAGUUUCUAUACUGAUCGAGUUUAGUGUUUUAAGCUGAAAUUCUCAAGCUGUGUCGCUGAGAAUGAGAAUGAACAAAAGAGAUAGAAGAUUGUUGAUUAUCAUUAUAAAAUUGUGGACAAGUGUAUGAGAGCUCUUAUCAUAUUAUAAGUCUGUUGGAAUUUUGGUAUUAUGUGUCUUAUUCUAUGUAGUAUGAGAGGAUCUUCAUCAGUCGAUUACAUCUGUAUCGAGACAAAUGAUAAUUAGCUGGUUCUCAGUAGCCACUAGCUACAAAUUAGACUUCGUCUUUGAUAGAUUCCCAAAGUUGUGAUAAAGCCUCAUCAGAAACAGAACACUUUGAAUUUCAAGAGCUUCAAUUCACUGAUUGGCCUGGUGGAGAUUAUGAGCAUUUCCAGCCAUUUAAUAAGGAACAGUGCAAGCAAAGCUGCUUAGCCGAUUGUUUCUGUGCCAUUGCCAUUUUCAAUGAAGUAAAUAGUGAUUGUUGGAAGAAGGGAAUCCCUCUUUUUAACGGGAGGAUAAACAAAGAUGUUGGAGUAGCUCUGGUGAAAAUAAGGAAAGACACUUUGACACCAGCAAAAGAAAAAGACAGUCUAACUCUGCUCAUCAUCGCAGCAGUGAUCAUUUUAAUAUCAACCAACUUGGUUGUUUUUAUAAUAACCCAUCUGGUUACCUCUCAUGCGAAGGUGAAUCGACUUAAUCCUGUGGUUCAAGGCAUGAAUCUGAAAUGUUUCACUUUCAUGGAGCUAAAAGAAGCCACCAACGGAUUCAAGGAAGUGCUAGGUUGUGGUGCUUUUGCAACUGUUUUCAAAGGAGUUUUAGCAUCUGAUAACGGGAAGUUCAUUGCUGUCAAAAGAUUGAACACUGUGGUCAAAGAAAAUGAUUUGGAAUUCAAAGCUGAAGUGAGCGCAAUUGGUGGAACAAAUCACAGAAAUUUAGUCCAACUACUCGGAUUUUGUAAUGAGGGGCAACACCAGCUUCUUGUGUAUGAGUACAUUAGCAAUGGCUCUCUAGCAACCUUCCUUUUCGGAGAGUCAAGACCAAUCUGGAAUACAAGAAAAAAAAUUGCCUUAAGAACUGCAAGAGGGCUCUUGUAUUUGCACGAGGAGUGCAGCAGCCAAAUCAUACAUUGUGACAUUAAGCCUCAAAACAUUCUUCUCGACGAUUCUUUCACAGCAAGAAUAGCUGACUUUGGAGUAGCCAAGCUUUUGAAAUCUGACCAAACUCGAACAACUACUAGAAUCAGAGGCACAAAAGGUUAUGUCGCUCCUGAAUGGUUCAAAAGUUUGCCUGUCACAGUGAAGGUUGAUGUUUAUAGCUACAGCAUGGUGCUGUUGGAGAUUGUUUGCUGCAGGAAAAACUAUGAACCAGAAGCACCAGCUGAAGAUCAAAUGAUAUUAGCCGAUUGGGCAUACGAUUGCUAUAAGCAAAAGAAACUGCAUCUGUUGUGGCAGAAUGUAGGCGACGAUCAGGAAAUUGAUGGCAUCGAAAAGUUGGAAAAGUAUUUGAUGAUUGCAUUUUGGUGCAUUCAAGAGGAUCCAUCAGCAAGACCUACCAUAAAGAAAGUGACACAGAUGCUCGAAGGGACAGUUGAAGUCUCAGUGCCUCCAAAUCUGUCCUCAUUAUAUGUUCAAUAUAAGUGAUCACAUUGAUCCAUUGAUUUCUGGAUAGCAGAACAUUCAGUGUGUUCAAUCAUCAAAGAGUCAACAACAUAUACAUGGUCGUAAAGAUAGUACUUGAUGUAACAAAUUUGUACCCUAUAAACAAAGUUAAUAUUUGAAUGCUUAAA